GUCUGAUUGGCCAUGCAGAGAGCACCCGCUCUGUGCAGCCGGCCCAUCCGGCUUUCCCCCACUGGAGUCUGCGCAGAGCUGGAGCUGGAGCUGUCUUUCUUUUCUCUCUUCGCAUUCUCAACUUCUCCCAAUGCAUCGACGAACCCGGCGGACCGUCACCCACCUGGCCAUCUUCGCCUCCAUCCUCGCCCUGCUCCUCCUCCUCAACAGACCUCCACCCACCCAGCGCUCCUUCUCAUGGACUAAAGUCCGCUACCAAACCAGCGCCGACACGCUCCCCGAGUCGCGCGGGCGCUGUCCGGGCCUCUCCAAGUCCUCCAAGCCCGCCCUCGUCGUCUCCCACGUAAAAUCUGACGGCGACACCUCCUGGCUCACCUCCUCGUCCCUCGCCAAAAAAUACCACCUCUGCAUCUACGACGUCGACGCCUCGACCGACGAAAAUGACAAGGCCGAUUCCCUCCGCGUCCCCGCAAACCGUGCCCACGAGUCCAUGGCCUACCUCACCUUCCUGAUAGACAACUACGACACCAUCCCCUCCUCUGGCGCCAUCUUCGUCCACGGGAACCGCUGGGCCUGGCACAAUGACGCUCCCGACUACGACAACGCAUACCUCCUCGACCGUCUUAACGUCGAAUCCGCACUCGAGCCCGCCGGAUACCAUAAUCUCCGCUGCGACUGGAGCGUGAGCACAUGCGCCGCCAAUGCCCCACCGCAGGGGAGUCUGCAGAUGGCGUUCCAGUCGUCCGUGGAUCCCUGGGAUGCGCACGCGGCGUCUGACGCGGCGCUUCCAAAGGCGCUGCUGGCUAUCUUUGGUAGUGACUCCGGGGAGAAGCUGGGUAGACAUGAGACAUUGCGGUCACAGUGCUGUGCGCAGUUUGUUGUGUCGCGCGAGAGGGUGCGCAGCCAUACGCGCGGCGAAUAUGUUGCGCUGCGGCAGUGGCUGUUAGAUGGGAUGAGCCCGAGUUCAGGUGUCGGUGGGAAGUCGGACUCGAACUCGAGGGUUAUUCGUCGGCGCGAGGGUGUUGCGCCGAAAGAUGAUCGCGUUGCUGGCCGGAUUAUUUCGUAUAUCUGGCAUAUCUUGUUUCUGGAUGUCGGCGGUGGUGGAGGUGCUGUUGAUGGAGGGCUUGAGCUGGAAAAGUUGAAUAGGGCGGCCUGUCCUACUGCGCAGGAAUGCUAUUGUCGCCUUUAUGGACGCUGCUCCGUCGCGAAUGUCCUCGCCGACCCUAUCGCCUACUCCGGCGUUAGCCUCCUCGACAUAACAACAACAGUCUCAAACCCAACCGGCACGGUCUCGCAGCCCCUAACCGGCCUGGAUACUAGCAAGCCCUAUAACCUGCUCCUGUGGAUGCGUCUGCGCGACCGCAUUUCAAGCGUGAACUCGUGCACCGUUAGCGCGCAUCUCGGGGAUGAUCCAGAGGCCGGUGCUAUCGCCUCGGACUUUAUCUGGGAUGCAGCUAACUGGAUGCUUCUCAAUGGCACUGUCACUCCUACUGUUACUGAUACCACUUUGAACCUUGUUAGCCUUUGUAGCUUUUCUGGGGAUGUUACUGAGGCGCAUGUGCUUUGGGAUGAGGUUACGUUCUCGCAUUGUUAG
Molecule: messenger RNA, 1594 nt
Organism: Aspergillus versicolor CBS 583.65
Lineage: Eukaryota; Fungi; Ascomycota; Eurotiomycetes; Eurotiales; Aspergillaceae
Product: DUF3431 domain-containing protein
Exons: 3
Coding region: 131-1594 (487 amino acids)
Source: RefSeq, a predicted model, not a curated record